UUUGUGUUGGUGUAAACAGUGUGUGUUCGUCGGUUCUGUCACUGCCACCUGUAUCGAGUGUAUCGCUGUAUCAGGUGUUUUAUCACUACAUCUGUGACUAACUAACAAUAAAACACUGAACAUGGAAUAACCUCAAAGUGGAGUCCCACAGAUGGGUGUCCAGAACAGCUGAUCCCACUCCAGUCAGCCAGUCUGUCUGUUUUGUCAUCCGAUCAGCUGCUUCUACAGUCUAUUGCUGCCAACUGUAAGCUCAGGAUCACAGGGGAGUCUGCAGUGCUGCAGGUGUGGCAACAUAACAUCAGCGCUCACAUCGACCAAUGGAGGAGCAGACAGCGACUCUCCGUGUUGUUUAGGAACAGAAUGCGGCUCAACCAAAACUGUAAACUGGACACUGUAGAAGAGAACAUCAAGUCAACAUGUAUCCUGGAUCACGUUUCCAACGAUAAGGAUCUCUGGAUGAGCAAGAAGGAGAAAGUUCAUCGUUUGCGAGAGUUGAGCUUGAGAUCUGAAGAUUCAUGGAGUCCAUGGGCUUCACUCUCGGAGGUGACAGCUUCUGGGAGCGCAGAAGGACUGUCAGAACAGCAGCUGCAGAGUAAUGAGCUCAUGUUAGGUAUGAUAGUUGGCGAAGUAGUCUACAACCAUCAGCUGAGUAGGUUGGUAGACCUGGCCAGAGCGUCUGUAAGAUGGAAGGAUUCUCUACCUUUGUUCAACAGACGAAGCAUCAUUGGAUGUUCUCUGAGAGUGAAGAAAAGUUCUGACACCCUAGUCAGGAGGUUGGAGGAGGAGUGGUCAAAACCUAGCUUUCUACUGUCAGAUCUCGGCCGAGUGUUCAACAUCUUGGAGAGUAGCUUCAACGCUGCAACUGCCCAAGCUUACGUUGCCUACUGCGACAACCUCGAUGAUGCGCGAACACUCUUCAGACGAGCGACCCAGCGAGACUCGGUGCUGAUGACGGACGUGGUAAGUGCCAGAUGCCACAUAGAGUUGGCACUACUGCCAUUGCAGAGGCUGAGUCAGCUACGGGCCAUGCUGGAACAGCUGCGUAGAGUGCUGCCCUCGGACGAUGACAACGGCAGCCGCGUCCUGCUGGAGUGUCAACAGCUCAACGUCACUGUGGCGGGGAUUAUUGAGCUUUGCUACAAAGUUUUGUCAUCACUCCAUGGCACAAGUUACCUGGCAGACAUUGAUAACAUGCUGGACUUUAGCAAUAAAUUGUCAAUGUUGAGGAUGAAACGGCAAACGACUAACUUCCGCAGAAGCCCCGAUCCUCGUACAAGGCCUCGAUUACCCCUUCCAGACGAGAUGGAAGACGGAACUCUGAAACCAGAAAACGGAAAUGUCUACGUGACCACUCCGACCCUGAAGAGUAAAUCUUUGGAUCAAAACUCCAACAAUACCAAUGAGGAGUCUUUUAACAUGAUAGACCUGAGAUCUUUGGAGAGUUUGUUGGUUGAGACAAAGGUUGACUCGGGAUCGUUGACGGAGAGUGUGAGUGACACCUCCAGUUCCGGUCAGAGCAGCCCUGGCAGAGCUUACGAACUGAUCGAGAUGAAAUUGAUGAAGAAAAGCGCUGAGGAAGAUAUGCAGAAGAAACAGCUGAUACACCAAGACAGCAAGGCAGGAAAAGAGAUACGUGAGGUGGAGGAAAAUGGCAAAUCCAAAUCAAUAUUUUACGCUUAUUUGGAUCUGAGUGAGAAUAUCUAUGAAGAUGUUCAUCAAACUUCCAAGGCUAGUCCUCUGCAACCUCUGCGCACACUGUGGCGAGAAACUGACAAUGUGAUCAAGAGUGGCAUUCUGGAGAGGCUGACCCCUUCACAGAUUGCUCUUCAGGAGUCGAAGUUUGAGAUAUUGACUUCAGAAGUUUCUUACCUCAAGUCGCUCAACAUUCUCAUCACACUGUUUGUAGAGUCAUCGGAACUCAAGGACGUUCUCGACAUAGAGGACAGGAGAUGUCUUUUUGGAAACAUUUUGGAAAUUCGCAAGGCCUCCGAGAUCUUCUUGUUCGACCUCGCGGGGCAGUGGGAGGAAGACUUCAUGUUGCCAGAUGUUUGUUCAGUCAUCAACAAGCACUCAAGUGGGACUUUCAGGGUGUACAUAGAGUACUGUGGGAAUCAAGUGCGCUUCCACAAAACUCUGCAGAGGCUGAUGCUGGACACAGAAAGGUUCCUGCCAGUUCUGACGCAGCUGGAGAGUUUGUCAGCUUGUCAAGGCUACUCACUACAAUCGUUCCUCAUGUUGCCAGUGCAGAGGGUAACAAGGCUGCCGUUGUUAGUUCAAGCGAUCCAGCGAAGACUGACAUCGGCUGCUAGCGAGUUCGCUACUUGCAGGACAUCACUCACUGCUGUCAAUCAGCUGGUUCAUGAGUGCAACGAAGGAGUUCGGACCAACGAACAGGAGGAGAAAAUUCUCGCAUUGUCUCAGAUUCUCACAAAUGACACCAAAGAAACUGAAGAAAACGAGAUCAACAGCUCAACACCGAAAAAACUUCAGAAAGGAACGCCAAAGAAGAAGAAGCAGUCUUCUCUUCCGUGGAAGAUAUUUACUCCAACAACUGCACCACCAUGUGAUGUUUAGUCGAGUUCCUCUAUGGAAUGCAUCUCUGUGAUAUAUAGAUUAGUUUCGAGUGCCUAAAUAUGCUAAGUGCUAAAUCUGAAUCUCAUACGGUGUUUCUGUCUAUAUUCUACUUACUGCUACUUAUAUCUCUAUGUUUAUAUUUUAUAAUAUGUAAAGCUCAAUGUUUUGUGUAGAUUUUAGUUAUUGAGUAAUUAGUGUGCUAAGUUGCAUUUUGCUACAAUCAAGAGAAACAGUCAAAAAAGUUCUUCAGGGCGGCAAAGAUACUUUACACACUAGUUACUCAUUAUAUUUUUCCUACAGUUACCAUAAAACAUACAUUGAAGUCUUUUUAAUUUCUUACUUACAUACUUCAUACUUGCAUUAAUGCUUUGGUUUGUACGUACUCAUCUGGUAGUCUUAGCUAACUCUGUCAACUCAUUUUGUAUACUGCAAAUAUAAAAUGUGGAAAGACUGCGCAAGUACAGCUAUUUUCACUGAUGAACAUGAGUGCGAAACAGCUGUUUGGUAGGUAACUGUAGGAAAUGAUUAUUAAACUCAAUUGUGCAUUUAAUAGUGUUACUUUGAUCAUAAAUCUGUACUGUAAACCGUUAGUUUAUUAAGCAUUGUUAUUAUUGAGUGUGCCAGGUAAAAACAGUAUAGGAAAUUAAAAUAACAAUAACUAAGUAUUUUAGGUUAUAAUUGUAUAUUUUUAUAACGUAAAUCUAUUGUAAUAUUUGUUCUUGUACUUAUUUAUGUAUCCAUAUUCCAGGGUAUUAUUUUUGUAUGCAUUUUUGUAAUGUGUCCUUUGUUUUCUUCAUAUUGAGUAUUAUUUCGGAAUGUGUAAAAUACUAAUUUAAGACCAGUAUGUCUGUUAAAGUAAAAUGUAUCUCAUUUUGUCUGGAUUUCAAAUAUUGUGACUUUCAAUGUUCAUCUUACGAGUCAUUGAGCUAGAAAUACAACUUGAGAUAGCACUGGUGCGGCAACUCUGCUAGAAAAUCAAGAAGCUGUAAAAUGUUGUUAUGUUGGUACCAACUAGGGGAAACAGCCAGCUUAUUAGCUCACGGAUUUACUACAAUCCCACAAUCCCCUAUUCCUCUAAUUCCAAUGCACUGUACAAUCUACUUCAUCCCUUUGUGCAAAUGGCGGCCAAUGUCUCGCAAUUUUCUCAUUUAUAGUGCUACCUCCAUUUGUAUCUCUAGCUCAGUGUUACAAUACAAGCUAUGCAAAAUCUGUAAAUCAGUUGAUGAAUUUUUAUUAUUGUUGGUAAGAAAACACUGUGGCUCAUUCCAUUCUUUGGAGUCAGAGACAUAGCUUUUUUAGAAUCUGUUGUGAGAUAAACAUGUGUAUAUAAAAGCAAAUAACUUUUGUAUUUGUAUUUUACCUACAUAGAGUGCAGUAUUGUCAUUGAUAAGCCAUAUUUAACAUGUAACAGAGCUUUUUAAAGAUUGUUAACUAGACUUUAUAUCUUAGUUACAACAAAACUCAUUUUUAAGAUGUCAUUAUUGUCUAUUUUCAAAUAUUUUGGAUUUUGAAUGGUUCAAGAUUGUGUUGUAUAUAUUUUUUUACUUAUAACAACGUUACCAAUUUGUAUAAAUGAUUGCAUGACUUUUAA
Molecule: messenger RNA, 4165 nt
Organism: Macrosteles quadrilineatus (aster leafhopper)
Lineage: Eukaryota; Metazoa; Arthropoda; Insecta; Hemiptera; Cicadellidae
Exons: 14
Coding region: 361-2574 (737 amino acids)
Biological process (GO): activation of GTPase activity
Molecular function (GO): guanyl-nucleotide exchange factor activity
Source: RefSeq, a predicted model, not a curated record